CCUAACGGCUCUUGCACUUCCGGGAACAUCUGGGCUCCCCUGGGCCAGCCCUGAACUCUGAGAACACCUUGACCUUCCCCCUUCGCUCCUCCUCUCACGCUGCCUGCCAGCUGCCUGCCCUUCCUCCACCGGCGCCCCCAGCAGCCCUCCACCAGGACAGGCUGACUUCCACGGCCACCAGUUUCCUGACGCUAUUGGCCUGAAGCUCCAGGAGAGCCGGCCCCCAUCCCACCCCGCCCCUGCACGCCCUGCUCCUCUCCACUAUGGACAGAGCCUCAGCUGAGUGGCUGCCUGCCGGCCACACACCCCGCUGACAUGGGCACCGGCAGAGCCUCGCAGCUGUUCUGGGCGAUCCUGGGCUUGCUGAUGCUCCGAGGACACAACUUCCAGCCCAUGACAACUCAGACUUCUCAGGGAACCCUCAGCAAUCAAAGUCUUGUCACAGAGCCAACUUCUGCCACCACAGGAAACAGAUCUUCCCCAGAUCCUGGCAACCUUAAGCUUCUGGUCAGCACCAGUACCCCAGCAGCUGCACAGAAGGCCUCACACAGCCCCCACAUGUCAAAUAAGCCUGGAACACCAAGGGUAAACUCCAAGGAUGGCCACUUCCUGUCCCUGCUGGGGCAGCCCCAGAAGAACACGUCAGAACUUAAAACAUCUCAAAAUGCUACUCCCAGUGCAAUCACAAUGAGCCUGAGGACAAGGGAAGACCUGACCAUCCUGCCCAGCCCCACGUCAGAAACAGUGCUCACGGUGGCUGCCUUUGGUGUUAUCAGCUUCAUCGUCAUCCUGGUGGUUGUGGUGAUUGUCCUAGUGGGUGUGGUCAGUCUAAGGUUUAAGUGUCGGAAGAACAAAGAUUCUGAAGACCCUCAGAAACCAGGGAGUUCGGGGCUAUCUGAGAGACUUCCUUCCCAUCCCAGCUGCUCCACAGCCAAUGGAGAGAAAGACAGCAUCACUCUCAUCUCCAUGAAGAACAUCAACAUGAACAACAGCAAAGCCUGCCCCUCUGCAGAGAAGGUUCUUUAAAAGUGAUUUUGGGUCCAAGGAUGAUGCAGCUGCUCCGUGACUGUGAGGAGGAAAAAAUGAGAUUGCCUCAAAAAAAAUCAGACCCCUCUAAAUCAUCUGAGAUGAAUACUCUUCUCAGAUGAAGAAGUAGAAAUGGCAAAUAAAUAUAUGAAAAAAUGUU
Molecule: messenger RNA, 1186 nt
Organism: Heterocephalus glaber (naked mole-rat)
Lineage: Eukaryota; Metazoa; Chordata; Mammalia; Rodentia; Bathyergidae
Source: RefSeq, a predicted model, not a curated record